This is a messenger RNA of Sparassis crispa, 621 nucleotides long. RefSeq lists its product as hypothetical. The record is from RefSeq and is a predicted model, not a curated record. The coding region runs from base 1 to 621 and encodes 206 amino acids. NCBI's taxonomy places the organism in Eukaryota, Fungi, Basidiomycota, Agaricomycetes, Polyporales, Sparassidaceae. The transcript has 5 exons.
AUGCAGAUGUCAGGUGAUAACGCAACAAUAGAGGAGUAUCGUCAUGUUGUUCGGCAACUUCAGCUCGACAAUGUGAACCUUCGCAGAGAGAUGCGUGCACUGCAACAGCAGAACGGUGCUCUGAUUGCCAACCAACCGAAACGAUGCAACAAAUCAAGCAAUCUUCCUCGUGAAAUUGAAGAUAACUCAUCCACUAUAUUCUUGAAAGCACGACCAGAUGGAGUAUCCUCAUACAAUCCUCACCGCUACGACACUUCCCGCUCUGAGGAGCUUGGCAAUAUAGCCAAAUUAUAUGAAUUCCUCCCAGUCGAGUUCCAUCAUAUGGCACACAAACUUCCAGCAUUCGGCAAGGAGUUUCGAAAGAAGGUGAAUGCUCAAAGAUCAACAAUGAUCAACACCCUCCGCACCCACGCUGCAUCGAUCUUCACCGGUACACCUGCAGAAUAUUUUGGAACUCAGUACGAUCGUGCUGCGAUUCCCAACUUCCAGGCAAAACUCAAGGCUCCUGCUGAUGCAAAAUACCCAUUGUGGCCACCCAUCCUCUUUCCAGACUUAAAGUACGAUAUGAGGGUGGUAUUUCACAAUCCACUUCUUCCUCGGAUCAUGAAAGUAAUCUUAUGA